AUGGCUGAAGCUUUCGUAACUUUAACUGGUGAAAUUCAAGCAAAAUCUCCUGCUAUUUCAUUUAUAAAUUCAAAUAAAGGAAAAUCUCUACUAGUUGCCGAUGAUUAUACUGUUAAAUUGGAUAAAGCAACAACAACUACUAAAUAUUGGAUAUGCACUAUUAAUGGUUGUGCAGCUAAAGUGCAUACUGAUUCAAAUAAUCGAUUGAUGAAAACUGUUGGCAAUCAUAAUCAUCUACGCAAGUGA
Rotaria sp. Silwood2 is the source of this 246-nucleotide messenger RNA. Lineage: Eukaryota; Metazoa; Rotifera; Eurotatoria; Philodinida; Philodinidae. The record is from the annotation of a GenBank genome assembly.